AUGGCGCGCGUCGUGCACACGGAACCCUACGCGUUUCUCCCGCAGACGCUCGAGCGCGGCGCGGUCGUCGCGUCCGCGCCGCUGCUCGCGUCGCUGACGCGCGCGGACAAGCCGUUCGCGCAGCACGCGGCGUAUCGCGACUUGUGCGACGUCGCGGAGACGGGCGGCGGCGGUCGCCGGCGGCUGCUGCUCGGGGACGACGGAUCAGGCGGCGGCGAGUACGAGUACGAUGGAAGAUACGAGUCGUCGCGGCGCGGGCGUAUCGCCGCCGGCGCGGAGGACGGCGCGUACGCUCCCGCGCUCGCGGCGGCGCUCGCGCCGGUGCUGAGCGUCGUCGCGGCGAUCCGCGCGGCGUUGGACGCGGCGGAGAAGGCGUCGGAGGGGUCGCAUUCGACGGGUCGUCUUCGCGCGGGGGGUGGCGGACUCGGGAGCGGCGGCGUCGGCCUCGGCGGCGUCGGCGGCGGGUUCUUCCUGCCAUCCGAUCGUCGACGCGACGCCGGGAGGAACGCGGGGGUUCGGCUGCGAACGGGCGGCCCCGCGGGCGUGAGGGUGCGCGAGAACGGCGGCGGCGGCGGCGGAGGAGGAGGUGGUCUCGGCGACGCGCGGCGCGACGGAGGGAAGGGGUCGUCGUCGUCUUAUUCUUCUUCUUCUUCUUCUCCGAGGACGAUGGAGACGCGGGCGAUGGCGAGGUCUUCUCAUCAGGGCCAGAAAACGUCUUCGCGCGAGCCGUUUCGAGAUGUCGGCGUCGGCGCGGGCGACCGCGCCAACGCGGCGGCGUGGAGCAUGCUCGCGGACGACUGGGGGAUGCCGAUGGACGCCGUCGCGCCGCUUCCGAAACCGUCGCCGGCGCCGCUCGCCGGCGACGUCGCCGGCAUCGACGGCGGCCCGGGAUGGGGGUUCUUCGGGAUGAACGGCUCCCACGGGAUGAACGGCGACGGCCGCGCGCGCGCGAACGCCGGCGACGACGUCGGCUUUCUGAACAAUUUCUUCGCCCGGAACGACGACGCGUCUGCGGCGCUUCGUCGACAGAUGGACUCCGUCGGCGUCGCGUGCGCGGACGCGCGCGCGUCGCUCGCGGCGCACGGGCAGCUCGCGGCGUGGGGCGCGCGCGCGGCCGCCGCGCUCGCGUGCUCCCCGGAAGGCAUGGAGAUCGAGCGCGCGGCGUCGUCGGCGGCGGCGGGACGUCGAAGGAUGCCAGACGCGGGCGCGGCGUUCCGCGUCCUCCUCGCGGCGACGCACGCGUGCAAGGAGUGCGCGCGCGCGGGCACGAGCGUCGCGCCGGGCGUCGGCGCGAGGGCGACGUCGAAGCCUCCGCGCGUCCCGGGGUUGAGAGAUGCCGCGCGCGCGGCGGCGGCGCUCGCGGACGUGUUUCAGACGACGCUCUUCGCAUUCGUCGACGCGUACGGCGCGGAUCGCGCGCGCGAGAUGUUGAACCCGCCGUUUAGGUGCGUUCUAUACACUGGUCCCCAUACGACCGCGUCGGCGUGGUGA
This is a messenger RNA of Micromonas pusilla CCMP1545, 1491 nucleotides long. RefSeq lists its product as uncharacterized. The transcript has 2 exons. The record is from RefSeq and is a predicted model, not a curated record. Lineage: Eukaryota; Viridiplantae; Chlorophyta; Mamiellophyceae; Mamiellales; Mamiellaceae. Bases 1 to 1491 code for a protein of 496 amino acids.